Oppiella nova is the source of this 624-nucleotide messenger RNA. Lineage: Eukaryota; Metazoa; Arthropoda; Arachnida; Sarcoptiformes; Oppiidae. The record is from the annotation of a GenBank genome assembly.
AUGCCGCACUGGACGUCAAUGAAACUUAAGAAACCCUACAACAGAGUAUUGCGCGACAACUUUGCUUUUAUGCCGAAGUCAGCGCUGGAUCUGUUGGACGCUAUGCUCUGUUUAGACCCUCUUAAGAGAAUUACCGCCGAACAGGCGCUCAACUGUGAUUGGCUUAAGAAUAUUAAUAAUAUGACGCCUCCUAUUCUGCCUCAGGACCAGGACUGUCACGAGAUGUGGUCCAAACAACGGCGCCGUAAACUCCAGCAACAGAACUCCCAGCAAUCAAAUGGUAUUCAUAACUAAACGACACCUUCUUUUCAGAUGACAUGACUGUACAGUAGUGUAUAAUUUCGUUUUAUUACUAAUUAAUUAUUUUUUGUAAAUAUUAUGCAAAUAAAUAUUAAAAAGUUGACAAUUAAUUAUCGACAUCUACAGCUCCUAUAUACACAGUAAGUGCAGUGUUAUUUAGGUUUAGUGGGCGAGCCCUCCAGUUCCAGAGACAACUCGUAACUGCAAAUUCAAUGUCAACACCAGAGUUAAUAUUAAUACCAGUUUUCUAUUAUAAUAUUUAAUUUGAUUUCAUUUGCGAUUCCAAUAAUUUGACUAAAACCCAUAUAUAUUGACACUUUCCGU